Messenger RNA from Aspergillus wentii DTO 134E9, 1932 nucleotides. Its product is annotated as putative serine/threonine protein kinase. The record is from RefSeq and is a predicted model, not a curated record. Gene Ontology annotation, molecular function: protein kinase activity; ATP binding. The transcript has a single exon. The coding region runs from base 1 to 1932 and encodes 643 amino acids. Gene Ontology annotation, biological process: protein phosphorylation. NCBI's taxonomy places the organism in Eukaryota, Fungi, Ascomycota, Eurotiomycetes, Eurotiales, Aspergillaceae.
AUGGAGUGCUUCAAGAACAAAUUCGUCGAUGGCCAGCUCUUGGGUGGCCGGUUCCGGACCAUCGCUCCUUUGAAUCACGGUUCGUUCGGCAUGGUAUUCCUCGCCAGGGAUACCAAGACCAACCAAGAUGUCGCCAUCAAGUGCCUCACCAAGGUAUCUUCUGGUGACCCCUCCGAACCCUUCCCUAUGGAUGACCGAUUCGAGGAGCUUGACUGCCACCGAGACAUGGCACAUCACCGAAACAUCGUCAACCUUGUCCACUCUUUCGAGACCGAAGCACACAUGUACUUGGUCUUGGAAUACUGUGCCAAUGGCGAUCUCUACGAAGCCAUCCGACUGAACCGUGGUCCCUUGGAGACGGAACAUGUGCGUGACUUCAUGCUGCAGCUUAUUAGUGCAGUUGAAUUCAUUCACUCUAUCGGCAUGUACCACCGCGAUAUCAAACCAGAGAACAUUUUCUUGACGCUGGACGGAUCAAUGAAACUUGGUGAUUUUGGUUUGGCUACUCGCGAUGCCUGGUGCUACGAAGCCUGUGUUGGCAGUGACCGCUACAUGGCUCCGGAACAAUACGAUCCGGCUGCUACCGGUUACUCUGCUGCCAAGGCUGACGUCUGGGCUAUUGGCAUCUGCAUGCUCAAUGUUCUGUUUGCCCGCAACCCCUUCGUGACCCCGACAGAAUCCGACCUCCUCUUCGCGGAUUACGUUCGCGACAGACAGUCUCUUUUCGACAUCUUCCCCAACAUGUCCCUGGAUACUUUUGAGAUCCUGAGACAUGCUUUGGCUCUCGACCCCGAAAAGCGUUCCCUGUCUGCCGUGCGUGACGGUAUCAUGAGAGCCGUCUCCUUCACUACGGACGAUGAGGCUUUGGACGAAUUCUGCACGGACGACCGCGAAGUCGUUGCUGCAAGCGCCAACCGCGAACCUCUCAGAACUCCUUCCAUCCAGAGCCCGCACAUCAACCAAGGCGACUCUUUCCCCUGGGCCAAAGCAUUGCAGACAAGUCCUCCCCAGGCCAUUCGACAAUUGUCCGCUAUCCCCGAUACCGAAAGUUAUACCGAGGAUCUCUUUCCUCCUUCCGAGACGGCUGGUACCUCUUGGUUUUCGGUUCAUCAGGGAACUCCCUCCAUGGCAUCUGUGUUGGACUCUGCUCUAGGAGAGUCUUAUAUGGGUUCGCCCUUCACCAAGCGGGACGUCCGAUACCCUCCUCCUUCCGACCCUGUUCCAAUCACUGGCUCUUUGCCCAGUCACGCAACCAAGCCCCUGCCCUCUCUUUCGAUGGUGUUUGGUAGAAACAAGAACGACCAAAUCUCCAAGAGCUGGAGUGAUCUCUGGGACGAGGAAGAGGAGUCGGAGUCGGAGAACGAGGACGUAGCAUUCCAGCAACGACGCGAGCAGAACUCUCGUAGCUGGAGCCACGAGUCUCAGAGCGCCGGUGUGCCUAGCCCGAUCGGUCUCCGCGACCCUCAAUCCUCUUCUCUUCUCAACGCACGUUCUCUGAACCGGACCAAGCCGGUCACCGCGCCAGUUGAGGUACCUGCAAAGUCACUCGACACUGAGAGUCGCACUGUUACCCCUCACACUGCCCCGACUUACCCCCACACGCCGCCCAAGAAAUCGCACGUCGACAAGUGGGCGGCGUUGGGUGACAAGCGGAGGAACUUCAAGCCUCGAGAAAUUCCUUUCAGCGAGAAGAAGUCUCCGAACAGUGUGCCUUGGAGGAGAGACUGGGGUCUUGGAUCGUCUGGAUUCGACUAUGGAUCUUGGGCCAAGAAAGAAUCACCAACCCAAGAUCGCCGUCGUCGUCCGUUUUUGGAGAAGGGUUGGCGUCGCGAGGGCUCGGAUCCGAAGCCCGCCAAAUUCCCUAGCAGUUAUGACGGCAGUGUCGACGAGGAUCUAGAUCUCGUAGGUGGCUGGCACGAUCUCCACCUGUAA